Molecule: messenger RNA, 1944 nt
Organism: Anisakis simplex (herring worm)
Lineage: Eukaryota; Metazoa; Nematoda; Chromadorea; Rhabditida; Anisakidae
Source: the annotation of a GenBank genome assembly
AUGUGGAACAUUGCUAAGUCAAUAACGUCGUUCAAUCUUGAGUUGUUGCUAACUGCUAUCAUUUUCCAAAAUAUUUUCGUCGUUUCAUCGCACCCUCAGCAUAAUCAUCACCAGCAACAGCAACAACAACAACAACAACAACAAGCUAUUCGUAAUUUACGUGCUCGUUUCGACAAUCAGCUAGACGCAAUUUUUGUUGAGUGGUCAUCUGAAGGCAUCGCAGAUAGUGUAACUUACACGGUACGAUAUAGAUUAACGAACAGGCAAUCAGAUGAUUCAACAUGGAAGUAUGUUCGAACAACCGAUAAUCAGGCACGUUUGAAUCUGGCUGAAUUACGGAAUGGCGAUGAACUACAAGUCCAGGUGAAAAUAGAACGCGGCGCUGAGUUAGUGGCCGAUUGGAGUCAAUCGUUGUUGAUCACAGUGACGAAACGCGUUCUCAUUGGUGACGUUUAUGUGGACGAUGACGACUUGCUACCGCCACUCGAUUUUACAGCAAGUAUUCUGAGUCCAUCAAGUGCACGAUUGGAAUGGACACCAAGCAAAGAAAAUGUCGAAGGUCUUUAUUAUAUUGUUAACGUGAAGCAAUUAACGUCUGAAAUUGGUGGCAUGCUCCUUAGACAACAGAUCAAGAUUGAAGCGAAUAAUUUUGCGUUGGGAAAUCUAAUGCCUGGAGAACGGUACGAGAUGACAAUACGAACAGCAACCAGUCCAGAGCGAAUAUCGAGUACGGCAGCGAUCGUUGAAAUAACAAUGCCUCGAGAAGAUGAGUAUUUCGAAGUGGGUAAUUUGGUGAUUAGUAGUCAUUUCAAAAGUGGUGGUCACGGAGUGGUAAAUCUUACGUGGGAAGUGCCUUCACAUAUUCAGCGUAAAAUCAAAUCUUACGAUGUCCAGUACUCAGAGGCAGGUUCCGGUCACUGGUCAAGACUACAGUUUAGUGGACAGAAGCCGAUGGCAACGUUGACCAAUUUGAAGAGUGACACGGAGUACUUGUUGAAAAUCAGAACGAUUCUGCAAAACGACCUCGCCACUGAGAGUGGCCAAUUCAAAUUCAAAACCCCAGAAGUCGUUGCGAAUCCAAUCAGCAAAGUGGAUGUAAUCUACUCACAUGAAGCGAAUUUGGUCAGACUACAAUGGAUACUGGAACCGCACAUACCGACUUACUUGGUGAGUGGUUAUGAUGUAUAUUUGACUGAAGAUAAGGAUCUUCCGGAUUCUGAAUGGCGUCACAUUCAAAUCGACAAUCAAGAGGGAUCGUUAUCACUCCCAGAUCUAAAAACGGCCACCACUUAUUAUGUACGUGUGAAUGUUAGAAAGUUGGAUGGAAGCGUGAUACGUGCACCAAGUAUCUACAGAUUUCGCACAAUGGUGGAAAUACGAGAGCCAAAUUCACUGGCAUAUCGCAAUAUUGGUCCUGGUCAGGUACGUGUCUCAUGGACUUAUCCAAACGCCAUCAGCAAUUCGGUCACCAGUUCAACGGUUCUUUACACAGACAGAAAUGACCUGGGCAUGGAAUACUGGUCGAGAGUUGAUGUGUCCGAUCCACAACAACAUACGGUGGUGCUAAAGAAUUUACGACCAUCAACGCGCUAUUUCGUGAAAAUUAUUCCACAGUUGGAUAAUGAUAGAUUUGAUUCGACUGCCAUUGAAACGUUUGAAAUAAAAACUGAUGCAGCUGAACCAGAGAGUGAAACGACAAAUUCACCGUAUGCAGUGGACCCCCAACAGUACCAUCCAAAGUCAUUGAAUCAUCCAGAUCCGACAGCCUAUUAUCAAAAAGUAGGCGUUCCAGAAGUAAAAGACCGUUUGAGCAUCACCUCUUGUCUUCCGGAUGCAAUUAAGCCUGGUUGUGCUUGGGAUGAGCGGUGCGUGGCUAGCGUUGAGAACCCGGAUAAAGGAUGGUGUAUAGCCGAAUCAUUAAGGGAAGCAAUUCUGAAUUCAUGA